Moneuplotes crassus is the source of this 1780-nucleotide messenger RNA. The record is from the annotation of a GenBank genome assembly. Lineage: Eukaryota; Ciliophora; Spirotrichea; Euplotida; Euplotidae.
AGAAUAUUGACAUUACUAUCCCUAUACCAGACGAUAAGCAUGAUCAAUCUGUGACUGAUGGCCUCCAAGUUCAGCAAAGCGAAGUAGAUAAACUGUUAUUCGUGCGUAAAAUUAUGAGCAUUAAGAAACUUUUCGAACAACGAGAAAAGACUCACAAAGAGUCAAGCAUCUUUGAAAAGAAUCGUAAAUCAAUGGCCAGAAGAGGCAGCCAAGCCUAUAUGGCCUUUGAUGAUAAUAAGAUCAAGAAUAGGACCAAUAUUUGGAAAAACCUUAGCAAUUUUGUACUGAAGAACCAGGACAAGUAUAGUCUCAAAGAGCUGAUCCUAUUGAGACAGUGUAAAGCCUAAGAUCCUAAAGGCUUUAAAUGACUUGAAGCAUAUGAAAGAUCUAGUGCUGGAAUCACAUGAGAAGUUCCAGAGUUAUAUCUUCAAUAAGUUCAUCAAUCUUUCAGGAAUAGAGGAGAUUUCUCCUGAAAUGACUGUCUUCUUGACUCUGAUGUACGAUAAAUGGUACUAUGAGCGGCUUAAAGCUGACCCAAAGUUCAAACUUGGAGUCCAGAAAGAUGAAGAGACUAUCCAAAUGAAGAAUGGCAUGAUGAGAGCUAUUUUCUAUAAUGAGAGACCUACCCUAACCUCUGAGAUGCAUCAGAUGAAACAUCUGGUUUCCAUUAAUCGUGACAGAAAAUUACAAAUGGACCUGAUUGAGAAACAUGUGAAAAAGGCCUUCUUUCCUGAUUUUAGAGGUUCAAGAAAGAAAAAGAACUGGAUCAAAAGUUUGUCCAAAGUUAAGGUCUCAAAGCUUAAUAGGAGUAUCUCCAUCACACAGAAAGAUUUGAACCCAAAGGCAUUAGAUUUAAAGAAAUUAACUCCUGGUAAUCCAGGAUGAAUGAAAAGAAAGAGUAAAUCCUUCUUUGGAGUCUUGCCUGGAACAAUUAACGAAGAAUUAGAGCCAGCCUAUCCAGAACAUAUAAAAAAGAAUAUUACCUCUAAAAAUGCAAUUCCAAAACCAAUAAUUCAGAUUGAGAGCCCAGAUAAUUCACCUCAGUUUCCACAAAGUUCCCUUAAACUUCAAAAAUAAUAUUUCAGAAAUCCCACAAGCCUCAGAGAUUGACCCUAAAAAUCUAAGACCCCAAAAAAAGCACAAAAAACCCUCAAGAAAGCUCAAAAGACCUCCAAACGCCCUUAAUCCCCCUCUAAAAUCUAAAAUACACCUUAAAACUAAAAUGAUCCACUCACCCACUCUUCCUAAAUCUCCAGCAGCCACUCGCCAUCCCCUAAUCCACACCACAUCAAACAAGCCUAUCCUCAAUAACACCUCUAUUGUCCGUGAAAACAGGAAAUGGAUCAAAAAGGACGUCGUCACAAAAAUAAAAACGCUUAAAUUCAAGUUCAACAAGCGAAUCAAAAGUAUUAACAGAAAUAGAAGUAGGGACAAGACUCCUUUCAGCCCAAAAGCUGUCCCUGAUAUUAAACUUGUCAUACCAGAAAUUGCAAGGAAUGCUGUCAGUCCUAGCGCCAAGAAUUCAUAUAACAAAUGAGCUGUGAGUCCAAGUCAUUAUUCAAGUACUUUUACUCAGAACAGGAGCAUAUGAUACGACGUGUUCACUCCUUCACCUCAACUUGACUUCUCAAGUCAUAAGAGGAGUAUUCAGGAGACUUUUAGUAGGAAGAAACGUAUUUUUCCUAUCAAAAUUGGUAGUUCAAAGGAGAUGAAGUCUUUCAAAAUGAAGCGAAGCUUCCCAAUGCGCUUGUACAACCCUUCAUUUGACAUUGUUUAACAU